UGAAACGGCUUGGGACAAUAGUCCCAGUCGGAUCAUAAGAGAGCAUCACUGAAAUGACGGCGCAGAAACCACGUGUUUACGUAAUGGAAAGCCAAUCUUUCAAUUUAACCCCUCCUCCCCGUCUAUUUCUAACAGAGGUCCGACGUUGAAGGAAAUUCAUGCAAAUGUUUGUAUAGGCGCACCGUAGUUUUGGAGAUGCCAUUGCGUGGGGCUGAAAAAGCUUGAGGAAAAUACCCCACAAAGGGAAGAAACGCACACUCCAGGAAUCACGGACACACACUAAGAACCCAAGCUUGGCUUUAACAGAAACGUUGCAGUGUGGGACUACAAGAAAUGAAAACUGAGGUUGGUGUUAUCUGACCUCGCCAAACCAGCUGGUUUAGGAGAAACGAAUUGGACUUGAUCCGGCAAUGUGGUGUUUUGUUGGGGCUAUCAUUGCAGCAGUCUGUGCAUAGGAUGCAUCCUCCCUUGGCUUUUGAUGCUGUGCAGAUCCACCCUCCUCUCCUCAGAGUGAUGAACUAAUAGGCAAUGAUUUUCUCCUCGGAAAUCCACCGUGUUUUACUGUUUUCACGUUAGUUGUGUUUGUUUACUGGCGGCCCGUCUCCUCCCGGUGCGACACAUGCAAUUUACAGAGUAUAUUUUCUAUUAUCGACUAGUUGAGGAGCCAUCCUUUAUACGCCAGAAGAAGAAAUCACAUCAUUAAUACGAAGUCUGGCAGAUACUGAAUAUUUUGCCACGUGAAUGAAAACGCAUAGGACUUGGAUAUACCUAUUUUUCUAUGGUACAAUUGGUAGCCUUGUCCUGGAGAACUGAUCCAAUUGUGUUAUUAUGCAACCGCAAGGAUCUCAUCUCUAUCUGGGUGUUUAAGCCACUGGAUUGUUCUUCGCCCAAAUCAAUGUGGUUUCUUUGGAACAUUUUCAGCAAAGGAACGCAUAUGCUGCAGUGUCUUUGUGGCAAGAGUCUUAAGAAAACCAAGAAUCCAAGUGAUCCCCAGCUUAAGGGUAUAGUGACCAGGUUAUAUUGCAGGCAGGGAUACUACUUGCAAAUGAACCCAGAUGGCUCUCUUGAUGGGACCAAGGAUGACAGCAGUAAUUCCUCUUUGUUCAACCUUAUUCCUGUGGGCCUCAGAGUUGUCGCCAUUCAGUCCGUGAAGACAGGGUUAUACAUCGCCAUGAACGGGGAGGGCCAUCUGUACACAUCAGAACUCUUCACAGCGGAGUGCAAGUUCAAAGAGUCGGUGUUUGAGAACUACUAUGUGAUCUACUCGUCCAUGUUGUACAGACAACAGGAGUCGGGGAGAGCUUGGUUCCUAGGGCUAAAUAAAGACGGUCAAGCCAUGAAGGGGAACAGAGUGAAAAAAACAAAACCAGCUGCUCACUUCCUGCCCAAGCCAUUAGAAGUUGCUAUGUACAGAGAGCCAUCGUUGCAUGAUGUUGGAGAGACAGUGCCCAAGGCAGCAGUACCUCCCAGUAAAAGCACAAGUGAGCCAGCAGUGAUGAACGGAGGUAAACCUGUAAGCAAGCCUGACAAGCCCACCACAUAGCCACACCU
This is a messenger RNA of Perca flavescens (yellow perch), 1551 nucleotides long. It is a transcript of the gene fgf14, whose product is annotated as fibroblast growth factor 14. Bases 779 to 1543 code for a protein of 254 amino acids. The transcript is spliced from 5 exons. Gene Ontology annotation, molecular function: growth factor activity. NCBI's taxonomy places the organism in Eukaryota, Metazoa, Chordata, Actinopteri, Perciformes, Percidae. The record is from RefSeq and is a predicted model, not a curated record.